AUGUUUCUAGUUUUUCAAAUCCUCUGGCUUUUUAGUUUACUAUUGGCUCCCGCACAAAGCUUUAUUCGAAAGCCAAAUAUUUCAAGCUUUAUAGAUAGUUUAAGUUACAUAGAUCCGUUUCCGUUUUGGCAAAAGGAAAUUGAAGAUAAACCUUCACCUUAUGAGUUAGAGGAAGAGUUGGAUGUUUGGCCGGAGUAUGAUGAUAAAAGUUUUGAUAUCGAACCACAAAAUGAGCCACUACAACAGGUUUGUGACAUAUCAAUACGUAAAGAUAUCGAGGAUCCAAAGCAGCCUUUGUUUAUUAAAACGGGUACCACGGAAUUCUAUCCCUACGAUUCAAAUGGUGUUAUGAGUGUGGCCACCAGGGAAGAUAUUGAACUUGUUUGUACUCAAGGUUUUGCUAGUCCCAUUCAGGGUUAUAAUGUUAUUGCCACUUGUGUUGAUGGCCUUAACUUUAUGAUCGCUGGCAGGAGUAGGAGUUUGGAUAGUGUAACUUGCGCCAGUUGGAAUAAAGUAACGACUAGAGUCCUUAGUAACUCAUGUCCAGGUGGCACUAAAUUCAUUGAUGUUGGUUUCGAAUUAACUCCCAUGCGUUUCGCCAGCCUAUAUCAGGUGUGUUUUAAUGAAGACUUUGAAGUUACACGUUAUGUCCAACACACCCUACGUAAAGGCGCUAAUUUUUAUCAAAAUGCACCACGACCCGGCUUAUUUGAGCGGGCCGGCUUCUUUCAAGAAGAUUUGGAAAAAGUCUUUACCAAGCGUGAUCAAAAACUUAUUGUUGACAUGAUUUUGGGUGCUGAUUCCUCCAGAUUCUUUAGUGCUAACAUAUAUUUUUUGGUACGUGGUCAUUUGGCUGCCAAAGCGGAUUUUGUUCUAGGCAGCCAACAGCGGGCUACAUUUUUUUACAUUAACACUGCUCCUCAAUGGCAAUCUUUCAACGGUAACAAUUGGCUGGCUGUGGAGAACGGUUUGCGCAAGUGGGUGCAUAUGAACAAAUUGGAUUUGAACUGUUGGACAGGGGUUUAUGGUGUCACCACAUUGCCUAAUCUAAAUAAUAUCCCGACACCGCUUUAUUUAUAUGUCGACAUGAACAACAAUAUGAUGCAUGGUCCGGUGCCAAAACUAUUUUUCAAAAUAGCCAUUGAACCGUUUAGCAAACGAGGCAUUGUAUUGGUUGGUGUGAAUAAUCCACAUUUGACACUGGCUGAGAUCAAGCAAGACUAUAUAUUGUGUCCAGAUGUGAGCGAUAGAGUUACCUAUGUAAACUGGAAGAAAACUGAUAUUAGAAAGGGCUAUAUGUAUGCCUGUGAAGUAAGUGAAUUUCGUAAAGUAGUGACACAUUUGCCAACGUUUGAUGUUAGUGGUUUAUUGCUUUAA
Messenger RNA from Calliphora vicina (urban bluebottle blowfly), 1377 nucleotides. RefSeq lists its product as uncharacterized. NCBI's taxonomy places the organism in Eukaryota, Metazoa, Arthropoda, Insecta, Diptera, Calliphoridae. Gene Ontology annotation, molecular function: RNA endonuclease activity; nucleic acid binding; metal ion binding. Gene Ontology annotation, biological process: apoptotic DNA fragmentation. Gene Ontology annotation, cellular component: mitochondrial inner membrane; nucleus. Bases 1 to 1377 code for a protein of 458 amino acids. The transcript is spliced from 2 exons. The record is from RefSeq and is a predicted model, not a curated record.